Molecule: messenger RNA, 651 nt
Organism: Saccostrea echinata
Lineage: Eukaryota; Metazoa; Mollusca; Bivalvia; Ostreida; Ostreidae
Product: perlucin-like protein
Exons: 6
Coding region: 1-651 (216 amino acids)
Molecular function (GO): signaling receptor activity
Source: RefSeq, a predicted model, not a curated record
AUGGUGGAUGCGACUGUUGGUGCAGACUAUUCAGCGGGAGUUUUAGGAGGAACUGGAUUACACUCCUUAUUAACAAAUGGUCCUGCAAUCUCCGAACCACAGCAUCAAAAUCCAGACACCCCUACUGGUCCAGGGUAUGCCUCAGCAGCAUCAAUGGGUGUGUCUCCAAAAAAGAGGGAAUAUGAGAUGUUUGGGCAUGCCGAUCCCCACCGAGGUCCUGAUGCAUGCCCAUACGGGUGGUUUAGUUACGAAAACAGUUGCUAUAUGUUAAGUAGUGACGAAAAACCCUGGGUCAACGCAGCUAUACAAUGUGCUAGUAUGAAAUCCCAUUUAGCUUGUAUUGAAAGUGCUGAUGAGAAUUCCUUCCUUCGUGAACUGCUGAUAGCUAUGGGAGUCGAUAGAGGGGCAUGGCAUGGUCUGAACGAACUACUUCACCCUGGCCAGGAGACGUAUGGGUGGGGGCUGACACAGCAGGCAUGUACAAAGUACGAUUGGUACGGGGGUGAGCCUGUGAGUCCGGCCUCGGGGGAAUACCUGUGUGGCAUGUUUUUUCAAGCAUAUCACUACCACUGGCAUUUAGGAAACUGCAAUCAGCCGAACAGAUAUAUAUGUGAAAUGAAAAAGGGAAAGCCUUGCGAGUGUCAGCUUUAG